Symbiodinium sp. CCMP2592 is the source of this 1206-nucleotide messenger RNA. Lineage: Eukaryota; Dinophyceae; Suessiales; Symbiodiniaceae. The record is from the annotation of a GenBank genome assembly.
AUGAAGGAUGAGUUGAAGCAGCUCCGUUCCGAUCUUGAGCGGGAGCAGACGGUUCGCAAGGAGGAAACAGAGACCGUGCGCCGGCUGCUGACACGCAACAUAAACGAGGAGUCGCAAAUGCGUGCAAGCUUGGACAGCAAGCUCGAGGCCUUCCAAAAUCUUUCGAAGACGUGGAUCAGCUCUUUGGGAAAAGAUGUCAUGGCAUCAAAAGAGCGCCUGAACUGCCUUGACUCCAUUGCAGAGCAGCACAGUACAUCGCUCCUUGCACACGAGGAGCGGCUGGUGAUCUCUGACUCUGCGAUUGCACUGCGCUGUACGGUGACCGACUACAAGUCUUUGGCGACCUCCUUGGCCGAGCUUCAAGCGGAAGUUGUGCGCGACCGAGCCACAGCACAGGCUUCUGUCGACACAGCGGUGGCCUCAAAAAGUCACGGAGUAAUGGGGAGAUGCUAUCCAGGAGAGAUACCAUCGACGAUUUUCAUCAGCCACAACCACAGUGACCAUGCGGGCGAGCUGCCGAUAGUGCUGGCGGUCGAAGGCCUGCAAAAGCAGCGGCCCAUGUGUGUCAUCGCCGAGACAGAAGUGCUUGCCAGGUUGCAAGUCUAUCGGAUGCACGAGAUGCGCAGCAUGGGACGUGACAUGGGCGAUUUCGCCGCAUGGGUUCCGGCACCGGAAGGGGAGCUGGUCACCGUCCAAAGCGAGGCGGGGCCUCUGCGUCUCACCAGCCACCGGGCACAGCACAGUGAGUUGUGCUUCGGUGCCCGGCUCGACAUCGGUAACAACUCGAUCGGCUGGACGGCCGACAGCGGCUUCUCUCCAACGCUUCUCCGGGCACUGCGACGUCCGAAGCUGCUCCUCAUCGAUGCCCGAAAGGUGGGAGGACCCGAGCAUGCCGGCUUCAAGGAGAUCGCAGAGUAUGUCGCCAGCAAUGACGACGUGGAGUUCUUAGGUGCGCCGGUCGACGGGCACCUUUUCACCCCAAGAGAGGGCAUCUGCCAACUGGCAGUCAUUGGCUAUGGCUCUUGGGCUGAGCGCCCCGGCUGGGCGGAUGGCAUCCCAUCUAGCGCUGUUCUGUCUCCUGGGCAGGUGAUCGUGCUUCGUCAGGCACCACCCCAACGAAAUUCCAUUGCCUUCAUUGCCGGCUACCUCUGUGGCUAUGCCUGUUCUGUCUGCUCUCGACAUCUGAUAUCGACUGAACGAGCAUGA